Gopherus flavomarginatus (Mexican gopher tortoise) is the source of this 4048-nucleotide messenger RNA. RefSeq names its product dual specificity protein phosphatase 26-like. Gene Ontology annotation, cellular component: cytoplasm. Gene Ontology annotation, molecular function: MAP kinase phosphatase activity; protein tyrosine/serine/threonine phosphatase activity. Gene Ontology annotation, biological process: protein dephosphorylation; negative regulation of MAPK cascade. The transcript has 3 exons. Lineage: Eukaryota; Metazoa; Chordata; Testudines; Testudinidae. Bases 200 to 775 code for a protein of 191 amino acids. The record is from RefSeq and is a predicted model, not a curated record.
CCAUUUCGGCCCUGACAUGGCGCCAAGUGAAUCGGGGGGCUGGAAUAAGGCCUGCCAUAUUUAAAGAAAUCCAGCUGCUUGGAAACAUCAAGUGUCAGCAAAGAAAGCACAGUUCAACAGGAGCUCCACUAUCAAUUCCUCAGCAACCGUGUGUGACCAGGUCUCAGAUAAGCUAAAUCAAUACAUAACCAAAGGGUCAAUGUCUGAAGACGGUCAGAACCUUCCAAACCAUCAGCGUUUCCCAUCUGCCACUCCUGUCAAAGAGCUGGAGCAUGUUUUGGACAGCUGCAGGAUGGAAUUAAAUCAUGUGAAUGAAGUGUGGCCUAACCUGUACAUAGGUGAUAUCUUGAUUGCACAUGACAAGGAAGAACUGAGGAAACUUGGCAUCACCCAUGUACUGAAUGCUGCACAUUCCACAUGGGAAAGUAAAGGAGAUCAAGCCUUCUAUGGCCAAGAAAUCCAUUAUUGUGGAAUAGCUGCAGAAGAUUCAACUGAUUUUAACCUGCGUGAGCACUUCUACCCUGCCUCAGAGUACAUUAAUAAAGCACUGAGUGCUCUGAAUGGAAAGAUCUUAGUUCACUGCGUUGUUGGUAAAAGCAGAUCCGCCACCUUGGUGCUGGCUUACCUUAUGAUCUACCAUCACUUCUCACUGACCGAUGCUGUCCAAUGUGUCAUCCAGCACCGAGCCAUUUCACCAAACCGAGGGUUCCUGAAACAGCUACACGACCUAGAUGUUGAAUUGCAAGACAGGACAAACCUGUGUGAGCUCUUAUAAUGGAGGUGGGGGAAGAUCAAUAGUGACUAUAAAAUAUGAAGUGCCCCAAAGUGUUAAAGGAAGUAAAAAGAUUAAAUGAAUCUGAACCAAAAUUCUAGUACCAAAGCCUACCCCUGUCCCUCAUUUUGUGAUGGGGGAAUCUCAUAAUCUGAACUUGGAUCUGGCUCUGAAUUUCACAUUUGUCUCCUCUCUCUCUCUGUCUCAAACUGGCUUAACCCUAACCUUGAUCUGAAUAAUCCUGAUCUUUUGGAAGGUCAAAAUCCAAAUCCAAAUUUGUGGUUUGGACCUGUCUCCAAGAAGAAGCAGUGAACUAACUGUCACCUGUUGAGUCUCCAUUUGUAUAUGCUGCCCUUCUGGGAUUGAUCCCAUAUUUCACAGUAAUACUGGCUGAAGAGAACCCUGCAACAACCCUAACUCUUGAUCAGGUGCAGUUUGCUUUAGCUGAUAUUAGAUGGUUAAAUCCAUGGCUUCCCCAUUUCCCACCCCUGCUCCCGCAAGGGAGAGUCAAUUCAAGAAGGAAACGGGGAAUGAAUUUCUCUGUACAUGACAGCAUUUUUCUCUAUUAAGGACAGAAAAAUCUAUCAAAUGCUAGGCUGGCCUGAGUGGACGCCUUGCAAGUUACAAGUGCACUGUACUUACAUCUUUUACAAAUCAGAGACUCGCUCCUCCCCUUUCUUCUGUAUUUUUCUUGGUACUCUGUUCAUUGUCUGUUCCAUUUUCCCUUAGGGAUAUUUUUCCUCUCCCCCAUUUUCCACUCCUUUUCCAGCCUCUCCGUAGUUGAAAGCAAACCUCAUCACAUUCACAUUUGAACCAAAACUUGCAAACUCACAGGCUUCUCGUGGAUUUGAAAUGUCAAACAACCUGACUCAUCCCUAGUUAACAUGGGCCUGGAACAACCUCCAUGUACUCACCUGGGGGUAUUUCCAUGGGUAGUUCUUUUGCUGGCUGUUUCUCCUUUGGCACUGCUCCAACACCUUAUAGAAACCCCUUCACUGUGAUUUCAUGGAGCUUUAGGGGUGGAGCUGGGGAGUGGCCACAUGCUCCUUGGUACCAUCCACAGCAGCCUGCCCAAAUUUCUGCAUUAAAUUGUAUUCACUUUCACUGUCUCCUUUCUGUGCCUGCUGCUCAGCAGCUGCAGGGAGACCCUGCCAGUACCAGUGCUGUGACGUCACAGAAAACCACACAAGGAUGCAGAGGCGGAAGGGAGUCUCUUUCCCAUGAAUCACUAGGAUCUAUGAGGUUGGGAUGACUCCCCCACAUUCUAUUAGGCACAACUGACAGGAAACCUUAGGGAAUUUUCUCUCUUCUCUUGUGGACUUUUCCCUGGAAGAGGCUGGGUUGGCCCACAUAUAGCCUGGAGCUCACACCUUCUGACUGUCCAUCAAAUCCGGAGAUUGCUGCAGUCUGCAUUGUGCAACUGCUCUAGCCCUGUGUCUGGUUCUUGGUUUGUUGGAUAUAUUUGGUUACGAAGAGUGUUCUUGUUUUUCAAAGAAUUCUUGUGUAAUUCUGCAUUGUGUGUGUUUUAAUACCCUCACAGAGCAACUAAGUACAGUUGCUAGGCACGCUAUGAAAAAUAUAUAGUGUCACUUUAAUGCAGAAACUUCAUUUAUUUGGAACGUUUAUACAGUUAUACUGUGGUUUGGAAAGCUUUGCUUUUGACAGUUUUAUCUGAGUGACUUUUUUUUUUUCCAUUCAGCAAAUAUCAGGUUUCUUUAAAAAAAAACAGGUGAAAGGGCCUCUAUUCUCAUUUGAUGAGGAUCAGGGCAGUGUCAGCCUUGCUGCAAAUACAUCUGGUUAUUGCAGGAGAAUUUCUCAGAUGCAGAAAACAAUGUUUAAAACAGAGAUCUGGGGGUUACUGGCUCCUGACAUUUAUCAAUGCUUCUUUGAAGAACGACCUGAAAGCUGCGUACAGCAAAACCUGCUUUCCUCUCUGCCCUGUAAUCAGUUUUCAAACUCCUGCUUUAAUUCACAUGAAACUGAAGUGAAUUGAUAAGUCAGUUACACAUCUAGGCUUUCAGAAGGAUUAUACUUCCCAUCCACUGCAAGCCAUGACAGCCAUGCAAACCAACUACAGAUUCACCAGCAAUGACACUAUUGCCCAGAUGCCAACUGCUCCCCAGCCAAUCUCACUCCAUGCAGCUGUCCUUCCCAGUCAGUAGCCUCCUCUCUAUAAUAAAAAUAGCUUUACAUGUCAUUAUGUUAAAAAACAAACACCAAAAAAACAAGCACUGGUUGCUGCCUUUGGGAGUCUAUAUCUUCCAAGGAGUGUUCUCCCUGGCCCCAACCCUUUUGCUCCCCAAACCCUCCUUGUCACUAUCAGCUGUUCUAUCUCAUAAGACAUAAGCCCCUUAAGACAGAGAUUUCUUCUUGUUUUCAUCUAUAAAGCACCAGACACACCGAUGGUUCUAUGUAAACAAAUUAUAAUCCUCAGACCUUUCAUUGAUCCCAGCCCUUUUACCGCCACAUCUCAACUUCCUUGACCAUUUUUGUGUUGUGAUCCCAUAUUUUGUAGAAUUGUCUUGGCUCAGAGGCACCACAAAAAUACAUCAUUCUGACAGUCAGGGUCCCGACACCCUAAGGGGAGAGCAGAACCCAAAAGAGCAAGCAAUUGAAUCACACAGUGUUACAGUGUAUAAAAAUAUUUCAAGUAAGGUCUUUUACCAAAGCUUGUAACAUUCAAAACUUGGUCAUUAUGAGCUAUAUGGACUGUGGUUAUGAAUUUAUGUAUUUGUGUAGAUAUGAAAUGGUGAUCAUAAUCUGUGCUGCAACAUUCAGCUCCACCUCACAACAGGGAGUGAGCAGGCAGGCAGGGAGGGGCUGCCUCCCCAAACAGACAAGACUAGCUCCAAGCACCUAGCAUUGUACAAUCUAGGAGCAGACAAUGGUGGGCCGUUAGAGUUAAUAGGAAAACACAGAGACAUCUUGGCUAGAAUUUCCCCACCCUAAAUAACCAUGAGUCACCAUGCCAGGAGAGGAAGGGGAAAAGGCAGGGAGGCUGGGGAAGGGAGUGGAAGCCCUUAAACUUUAUCUGAAGUUUUUAUCCAGAAACUGAGGUGCAGGAAGCUAUCCAUGAAAUUCCCUCUAAGACCAGUGGCAUGCCAGGAAACUCUUCAGAGGCAAUAGGUAGCAUAUUGGAAAAGGGGAUUUGUCUAAUGUAGAGGCAUAAAGCCUGAAAUUGUGUAUUUAUGUUUAUUUUCUGUGUAACUUAUAUGUGUUUGCUUUUCUUUCCAACUUCAGCUUUGAAUCUGUGAUAUUUUUCUUAAAUAAACCUUU